Salvia miltiorrhiza (redroot sage) is the source of this 2938-nucleotide messenger RNA. RefSeq names its product pentatricopeptide repeat-containing protein At4g35130, chloroplastic. The coding region runs from base 185 to 2590 and encodes 801 amino acids. Gene Ontology annotation, molecular function: RNA binding; zinc ion binding; protein binding. The record is from RefSeq and is a predicted model, not a curated record. The transcript has a single exon. Gene Ontology annotation, biological process: RNA modification. Lineage: Eukaryota; Viridiplantae; Streptophyta; Magnoliopsida; Lamiales; Lamiaceae.
UAAAUAGUCAGCAUUUCGUUUAUUUUCCGACAAAAAUUUCGUCAAAAUCGAAGAAAGAAAUAAGAAAUUGCAAGAAUGUCAGCUGAAACAAAAAAUAUUCCAAGAAUGCCAGUAACUGAAAUAACGGUCUCUCUAUCAAAUCCAAUCCCUACGUCGAAAAUUUUCUGCUAACGAGUCCGCGAAAAUGGCUAAAGAAUCGCUAAAUCUCCGCCUCCAAAUCGCACCUCCCAUCUCAGAACACAGAUAUUUUCCCGCAAUAAUCCAAGCUUCAAAAAAAUCCCCAAAUCAUGAGCUUCGAAUCAGAUACCAUAAUUCGAGGAAAAGCACCACCUCCGCAAGUAGAAGGGAGUUUAGGAGUGUCGAGGGUUCGAUCUUGUCGAUUAAAAGACUGCUUUAUUAUGUGAACAAUGGUUGUUUGGAAACUGCACUCCAACUGUUCGACAAAAUGGGCAAGUCAAAAACCUUUGUUUGGAAUGUUAUGAUAAGGGGGUUAGUUGAUUCUGGGCUGUUUCAAGAAGCGAUAGAGAUGUAUUAUCAGAUGCGAAUUGAAGGGAUUGAAGCAGAUAAUUUUACUUUCCCUUUCGUGAUCAAGGCGUGUGUUGGUUUGAAGGAAGGGAAGAAUGUUCACUCCACUGUUAUUAAGCUUGGUUUUGAUUUAGAUAUCUAUGUAUGCAAUGCACUGAUUGUGAUGUAUGCUAAGGUUGGCUGCGUUGAGGAUUCGGAGAGAGUUUUUGAGAGGAUGCCGGUAAGGGAUUUGGUUUCAUGGAAUUCAAUGGUGAGUGUUUAUGUCUUGGUUGGAGAUGGUUGGAGCUCGUUAAUGUGCUUCAAGAAAAUGCAGAGAGUUGGAGUUGGACUCGAUAGGAUCAGUUGUAUCAGCGCUUUGGGUGCUUGUGUGCUUGAACAUCGUUUGUUGAGUGGGAAGGAGAUCUUCUGCCAAGUGCUUAAAAACGGGCUUGAACUACAUCCAAUGAUCCAGAGCUCAGUCAUUGAUAUGUUUGGGAAAUGUGGUGGGGUCGAUUAUGCUGAGAGAUUCUGCGACAGAAUUGCAGAGAAGAAUGUGGUUGUUUGGAAUUCGAUGAUUGGUGCAUAUGCAGGGAACAAGAAGCCAUUCGAGUCAUUUGCUUGUGUGGAGAUGAUGCAAGAUGCUAAUAGCUACAUGGCACCGGAUACUGUCACGUUGAUUAACUUGCUUCCGUCGUGCUCAAACCUCAGAGCGCUGUUGCAAGGCAAAACCAUUCAUGGAUAUGCAUUUAGGAAAGGUUUCUUGUCUCAUUUAGUGUUGGAGACCGCCCUCGUUGACAUGUAUGGUAAGUGUGGGAGGUUGGUUCUUGCAGAGAGUGUGUUUUUUCGUAUGAAGACGAGAAACUUAGUGUCGUGGAAUGCCAUGAUUGCUGCUUAUGUCCAGAACUCGAAGGACAGGGGAGCCAUAGAAACUUUUAGAGAUUUGCAGCUUGCACCUUAUGUACCUGAUGAGAUAACAUUUGCUUCGACUCUUGCUGCCUAUGCUGAAAUCGCCUUACCAAAAGAAGGGGAGCAGAUUCAUGGCCUAAUCUGUAAAUUUGGAUUUUCAUUAGGUGUUUAUGUGGCUAAUGCCUUGAUUCAUAUGUAUUCCAAAUGUGGGGAUCUUGAGGCUGCGCGUAAAAUUUUUGAUAGAUUGGAGUUUAAGGAUCUUGUCUCGUGGAACACUAUCAUCAUGGCUUAUGCUAUUCAUGGCUCCGGAGCAUAUUGCUUCAGGCUUUUCUCUGACAUGAUAAAUGAGGGCCACGAGCCAAAUGGAAGCACGUUUGUUUCCCUUCUUUCGGCUUGUAGCAUUACUGGCAUUGUAGAUGAAGGUUGGGAGUUUUUUUAUUCGAUGAAGAGGGAUUAUGGAGUUGAUCCUGGCAUAGAACAUUAUGGUUGUAUGCUCGAUUUAUUAGGCCGUGCUGGUAAUCUUGAACGUGCUAAACGCCUCAUAGAGGAAAUGCCGUUGGAACCAACUUCUCGGAUAUGGGGAUCUUUGUUAGCUGCAAGUCGACAUCACAGAGACAUCACACUGGCUGAGCUGGCUGCAAACCAUAUUUUCUCUUUAGAUGGUGAUAACACCGGGUGCUACGUUUUGCUUGCCAACAUGUAUGCUGAAGUCGGGAGAUGGGAAGAUGUGGAACGCGUUAGAAGCUUGAUGAAGAAACAAGGGUUGAAGAUGACCAGCAGCUGCAGCAUACUCGAGCACAAUGGUAGAACUCACAAGUUCAAGAAUCAUGACAGAUCACAGAGCUAUGCUGUCUAUGAAGCUCUUGAUGUUCUUUCAAGAAAGAUAGGCGAAAACGGCGUACAUUGUUCGAGUGUUUCUAAGUUCAAGCCAACAGAAUCACUGAAAGCAAGAGGUAAUUCUCCAAUGUUCCACAGUGUGAGGCUGGCCACUUGCUUCGGUUUGAUCAAGACAACGAUAGGGGAAAUCGUGCUUAUAAGAAAGAACGUAAGGUUAUGUGAAGAUUGCCAUUCUGCAACGAAGAAGAUCUCACUCGUAACGAAGAGAGAGAUAGUUGUAGGAGACUCAAAAAUGUAUCAUCAUUUCAAAGAUGGGAGAUGCUCAUGUGGAGAUUACUGGUAGUAGGUAUCUCACUUGGUUGCUUUUGCAACAGAAAUUUGAAUCUUGCUGGAAAAGAUCCACGUCGUAGUGAGGCAAAAACGCGUUAGGAGCUAGCUCGACACGCCACAGGGAAGAUGCUGGUAGACUGCUACUAUAAUGAUCAGACUUUAAAAAAAAAUGUGUUGUGAUAAACUGGUUUAGCUCUCUUGCUAGAUUGUGUUCAAGAGGUUGUUACUCAAAUGUAGCGACAGGAAGGCAAGGAAAGGAGAAGUGGUGAUAGAAUUUGGUAAAAUAUAUUUAUGAUUGAAUGCAAUUGUAUCAUAAUAUCUUGUUCACAUUUAUGCUUGAUUAUACAUGUUUCAUACAGUA